AUGAGUUCGACUCCGGAAAAGACAGACUCGAUCCAAUUCGACCGAACAUUUUUAGAUCGCAUCAAGAGGCGACUGGAGGAGGAUAAGCAUCUAGUCGGUCACCAUUUCGACUAUUGCAAAGAUAAACCAUUACGUGAGGCUGCUGUAUUCAUGCCUCUUUGCGUUGUCAAGGGCGUCCCAAGUGUUUUAGUAACUGUUCGAUCAAGCAAGUUGAGAAACCAUCGAGGAGAGUGCAGCUUCCCAGGAGGAAAACGCGACCCAACAGACAAGAGUUGUCUUGAAACGGCAUUACGAGAGAUGGAAGAAGAAAUUUUUAUCUCACGUAACGAUGUUGAAGUUCUUGGGGAAUAUACGCCAAUGCCCAACAAGGAUUGCACAAUGAAGGUUCAUCCAUAUAUUGGAUUCAUUCAUAAACCUAUCCAAGAUAUCAACACUGAUAUUCGAUUCAAUACUGAUGAGGUGUCUAAAGUCUUUGCAAUUCCAUUGGAAGACUUGUUGAAUCCUCAGAAACGUCAACACCUUGCCCGGUUUAGGGAUUCAAAAUACAUAUACCCGGUUUGGCAUGUCGAACAGGAAGGAUGUACUGUUUGGGGAUUGACGGCUUUUAUCAUGGAUGGGGUCUUGCGUAGGAUUAUGAAGCAAGGCCCUCGAGGCGCUAUGAUAUGUCCUGAAGGCGCAAAUAUUCAGAAAUAUAGACCUCCUUCGCCUCCAUCCUCAUCACCGACAAUGUAA
Lobosporangium transversale is the source of this 732-nucleotide messenger RNA. RefSeq names its product NUDIX hydrolase domain-like protein. Gene Ontology annotation, molecular function: coenzyme A diphosphatase activity. Lineage: Eukaryota; Fungi; Mortierellomycota; Mortierellomycetes; Mortierellales; Mortierellaceae. The transcript is spliced from 3 exons. Bases 1 to 732 code for a protein of 243 amino acids. The record is from RefSeq and is a predicted model, not a curated record.